Molecule: messenger RNA, 1521 nt
Organism: Physella acuta
Lineage: Eukaryota; Metazoa; Mollusca; Gastropoda; Physidae
Source: RefSeq, a predicted model, not a curated record
UGAGACUUUAAUCUCAGUGUGGGACAAUCUCCAAUGCAGUAAAAAGUAACCGAUCACUUUGCAGGUGUCAUUGUAAUAUUGUGUGUAGUCUUUUUAUUGUGUUGAAAAUGAUAAAUUACAAAAUAAAGAACUAUCAAAAAGCAACAUUGCAAGCAGUUUAUAAUAAGUAUAGAUUAUUUUUAGCCUAAAUCGUAUACAACGCAGGGUUCGCCAUUGUUUAUGAAAAUCAAUCAUUUUUUAAUCAGCGUCGAAGAUUUAAUCAGACCAGGCCUAGUUCAUCCGACACAAAAACCUAGACGUCAUUUUGCAGUCGAUGGCACAAUCAGAAAGAGUUCCUCUAAUAGCCACUGCCGUGGGAUGGAAUCAGGAAAGAUUCACGAUAAUAUAUUUCGUAUGAAGUUUUCGAACGCACGGAUGUAAAGCCUGUCACAGUUUUGAGGCUCUAGAUAGCUUGUUUCCCCACCAACCCUAGACGGUCAACAUGGCUACAACGAUGACCAGCCUGCUACGUCAGCGUGGUCACCCCAAGCUGAUACGUUUUGACCACAGCCAAGUGUACUUCGAGAACGAUCGCUUGGACGCUGACCUUUCCUAUGACAUCAACUCCCUCCAGAGAAACCAGUACCGUCAGUUUCUGGUGCGGCAGGAAGAGAUCAAAGAACUCAAGUUAUUGUGCGGCCUCCAGACACAACAAAGGAACGUCCGACCCGACAUCCAGCGAAGCAUGAGCGCAGGGUACACGUCACAUCUGCAAACCCGGCGCCAAAUGACGGCGACAAAACAUGAAUCGGAAUUCAACCCGGCUCAGUCUUUCAGCGAGCUGACGAUUAAAAAAGUUCAAUCGGAUAUGAACGAUAAACAAUUGAACGAAAAGAAAUUAAUGACGGUAUCGAUACCGAAUAUCGACGACGAAUCGGAAACCACGAGUGUGUAUUCAAGCCUGAUGGACAGCGAGCGCGAUGACGUCAUGUCGACUGCUGUCGCGCCCGCCGCGCACGCUGCUACGGGGAGCAGACCUCCAACGGUGUUGAAAAAAAAGCGCGCGAAAUUUGUCGAGUACCCCAUCCACUGGUACACCACCGUGGUGCCUGCGACUGACGUCAUCGUCAAACGGACGCCCUCGAGUUCUUUCUCCAGGAAAUCCGCUUCCAGUGAAAGACCAGGCCGACCCCACACUUCCAACAGCAGGAGCCUGGACUCCAGGGGGUCGAGAAAAUCUGGAAGGAACCCCUCACCCGCCCCUUCGCAAGGCCUCUUCUCUCACCCCACCGUGCGGCCGCCCACGAAAACAAGACGGCAGCUUCUGGAGAUGGCGCAUCAGGCGAGCUUCAAGACGGAGGAGGACAGGUACUCCGGCACGCUGAGGAAGUUGAUGGAGGUCAACCGAGAGGACGGUAAGAGACUGGAGAGCAAGGUCAAGGAUUUUAUACGGUCUUUGACCGAAUAUAAAAGUUAAAACGUUUUAAAGAUUGAGAGUAUCCCGGUGUUGCAGUGAGUGACCACGUGACUUUGUAAAAGCUG